This is a messenger RNA of Photinus pyralis (common eastern firefly), 2228 nucleotides long. RefSeq names its product protoporphyrinogen oxidase-like. The record is from RefSeq and is a predicted model, not a curated record. Gene Ontology annotation, cellular component: mitochondrial inner membrane. Bases 810 to 2204 code for a protein of 464 amino acids. The transcript has a single exon. Gene Ontology annotation, molecular function: protoporphyrinogen oxidase activity, oxygen as acceptor. Gene Ontology annotation, biological process: heme biosynthetic process. Lineage: Eukaryota; Metazoa; Arthropoda; Insecta; Coleoptera; Lampyridae.
UCCUAUCCCAGGAGAUGAAAGAUUCAAAACUUUAAAACAAUCAAUUGCCCCGAGAAAAUGUAUAUAGUUGGACAUAUUACGAGUUGGUCAAAAAGGAAUGGAAAACCGUUCGGAUACAAUGUAGCAGUAAGAGCAUCUGUAAGUUGUUUUGGUUUAAAUCUAGGUGUAUCAUAAUAUAUUGCAAUUAACCUUCACAUUGGGCUGGUGGCGGUAAUUUGCUUAAGAGCACAUGUUGCAUAGCAAAGGAAUGAUAAUCAACUAAUUGACUACCAAAAUUAAGCUGUGUAGACAUAUAGUGAAGAUCGUUAUGGAAUCAGUUGGCAUGAAUCAUAUUGUAAAUCAUAACCUGGGCUUAAUCAAGUAGAUUGGGCCAGUGACCACGGAAGGGCAAGGAAUCAGUUUAGGGGAUUGUAGAGGACAAGUUUUUUGUCUUUCAUUUUUUUGAUAGAAUGUAUAGGAAAGUGUCUUGCUGUUUUACCAAGAAUCAACAAAUGUUACAGUGAGCGGAAUAGGACUUUUUCUAUUUUGAUUUUUACAUGUUAUUUUCUUACAGAUUUUUACUAACAACCAAAAUUGGACCACUAUUAACAUACCCCUUUUAUUUCUGUAUCAAAUUGUACCAUUUGAUGAACAUGACCUAAGAAAUCGUGCUCACGGACGUCUAAAAAUCAAGGAAAUAUGAGAAUAGUUUGCCAAACAUUAGUAGUGAAAAUUAUUUAAUUCGUCAAUGAUACGCCACUGGAAUAUUUUCCGGGAAAUUCUAACUUCAGGGUACUGGUCCUAACCUCAAAUCGCUAAGAAUAUAAACAAUGAAUAAAGUAAUAUUGGGAGGUGGUUUAAGCGGUUUAUCUGCCGCUUAUUAUUUACGCCGCAAAUUCCCUUUGCAAGAAAUAACAUUAUUGGAGGGGUCCAGUCGUACAAGUGGUUGGAUUAAAUCGACAAAAUAUGACGAUUUCAUCUUCGAGCAAGGUCCAAGAACGAUCAGGCCACAAGGCGUAAAAGGAAUUAAUACAUUGAAAUUGAUCGAAGAACUUGGAUUAGAAGACGAUAUCAAAUUUAUACCUAGAAAUCAUCCGGCUGCAUUAAAUCGUAUGAUAUACGUCAAUGGUCAGUUGCAUACUUUACCUUCGAGCUUAUUGCGAAUUUUGACUAAACAGCCGCCUUUUUCAAAAUCUCUACUUAAUUAUCUCGUACGCGAAGUGGGACAACCUCGAAAGUUUAUACGUAGUAAUGACGAAUCGAUUUAUGAUUUCGUUUACCGUCGAUUUGGUAAGGAAAUAGCCGAUUACGCCAUCAGUCCAUUAAUUUGUGGCAUUUGUGCGGGAAAUGCGAAAGAAAUUAGUGUAAAAUUUUUAAUGGAGAAUCUAUUUACUCACGAACAAAAAUACGGAAGUAUCAGUAAAGGUUUACUGUACGACUUCUUCAAUAAAAGUAAAGAGAAGCCUUUACUAAAUUCACUUUCACAAAGAGCCACAAGGGAAAAGUGGAGUGUGUAUUUCUUUAAAGAUGGUAUCGAAACUCUGCCGCGGCGGUUGAGGAAGUUUGGGGAGGAAAAUAACGUUAAUUUUAUGUUAAACAAGUUGUGUACCAAGAUUGAAAUCGGUAAUGAAGUUUCUCUGCAUACAAAUACCGGGGAAAUAAUUCGUGCAGAUUAUCUAAUAUCGAGCAUCUCUCCUAAAACACUAGGUCAACUAAUUGUAGGUCACAGGGACUUAAACGAUUUGCUAGUAAGCAUUCCGUGCGUCAGUGUCUGCGUUGUCAAUUUGCACUUUAAAAAUGAGUUGUUGGAACAAAAUGGGUUUGGAUUUCUUGUUCCUCCAAAAGAAAAUAUACCGAUCUUAGGUGUAAUUUUUGACAGCUGUUGUACAAAUACUAAAGGGUCUACCAAUUUAACUGUAAUGAUGGGCGGAUACUGGUUUGAAAAGUAUUUUGGUAAAAAUCCCACUCGUGAAUUGCUAUUAGACACGGCUCUGCAGCAGCUUAACACAAUUCUUGGAAUAAAACAACAACCAGACUUAUACCAAGUGAGCAUUUUACAAGACUGUAUUCCUCAAUAUGUUGUUGGUCAUAAUGAUACAGUUAGGAAAAUUCACGAUUACUUGCAAUCAAAAAAGUUAUCGUUAAGCUUAUGUGGUAACUCAUUUAGUGGUGUAGGAAUUAACGAUUGUAUAUACUCUGCUAAGACAACAAUAGACAACUUGUGAUUAAUUUAUUAAGUAAUUGCAGCA